This is a messenger RNA of Lasiodiplodia theobromae, 504 nucleotides long. Its product is annotated as Glyoxalase bleomycin resistance family protein. The transcript has 2 exons. Gene Ontology annotation, biological process: L-methylmalonyl-CoA metabolic process. The coding region runs from base 1 to 504 and encodes 167 amino acids. Gene Ontology annotation, molecular function: methylmalonyl-CoA epimerase activity. The record is from RefSeq and is a predicted model, not a curated record. NCBI's taxonomy places the organism in Eukaryota, Fungi, Ascomycota, Dothideomycetes, Botryosphaeriales, Botryosphaeriaceae.
AUGGCCCAGAGCAGGAGGACAUACAAUCGCGUAUUCAACCACAUCGGAGUAUCAGCUCCAAAUGCUGAAGCAACCGUGGAUUGGUAUUCGAGGGUCCUCGGGUUCCAGCUGUUGGGCAAGAUCUGCCACAUCAAGCGUUCCGAAAAUCCGAAUGACCCCAUAUUCGGAAUCUAUCCCAAAGAGCUACAAGAGGUCAAGCUCGCAAAGAUGGUCACCGGAAACGGCGUCGGAUUCGAGAUAUUUGAAUUCAUCAAUCCGAGGUUCCAGGAGGCGAAGGCUUUCGAUUACCAGAAGAGCGGCUUCUUCCAUGUCUGCGUCACUGAUCCGCAUCCGGAAGAGCUGGCGGCCAAGGUCAUAGCUGAGGGAGGAAAGCAAAUUGGAAGGACGGUGGACCCAUCUGGGAAGGGUGAAAUCGUGUGCCUCUACUUUUCCGAUCCUUGGGGCAACAUUGUCGAAGUUUUGGACGUCGGCUUCGAGUUCAUGGCGUUAAGGUCUGCAUUGUAG